Molecule: messenger RNA, 3566 nt
Organism: Amoebophrya sp. A120
Lineage: Eukaryota; Dinophyceae; Syndiniales; Amoebophryaceae
Source: the annotation of a GenBank genome assembly
GUUUGAUCUUGUACAAUCACGCUUAGUUCUUAGAAUGCAAGCCUCUUUUGAUUUUUCGUCCACCUGCCUGCGUCGACCUUUCAGCCUCCUGCCGGAACAGCCUACUCUGGACCAGGAGCAGCACGAACAUGCUGUUUCCCCGCCGGAUCCCGCAGCUGCUCGAGCGUUGCCAACGUGCAGGCGGCAACCAGAACUACUCAGCCAUAUUUCGCCGUGGCCUGCAGACCGGCAGCGAGCAAAUCGGCGGCAGCGUUUCCUCGAGCGCAGACCCGAGUGCGAGCCGGUUUCGCCUGAUCAAACGCGGCGCGUUCGGCGUCACCUCCGCUAGUGUGCUUGCGCUCGGUGGCACGGUCUUCUACGAGGUCUACGCGCGGCAAAAAUACAGCAGCGACGUCGACGAGGUGGCGGAAGUGCUGCAGCCAGUUGUGCUUCGAACGAAUUCAUCGAGAAGGAACCAAGUGCCAGUAGGGGGGGCCAUAAGUGGCUCAACUACAAAGGACACGACACCGGGACAGAAAAGCGAAGGCGCCACCAGUGAUGUUGAUGAUACCGGGCAGAAAAACAAAGCGCCAUCAUCAAAACGUCGAGAGAACAAGACCGGCACCAGCGGUGCAGCAUCGGAUUCUAGCACCGCUUCUGCUGCGACAGUACAACCAGCCGCGCCCCCAACUGAGGACGCUGACAUAUCCACGGGCUUUCUGGACCGGCGCGUGAAGCACCUGAACUUUUUCGAACUGUGCCAGCGAAUCUGGACGCUCGGGAGGAUUUUCCUGCCCGUCGUCGCGCUGUGGGUGCCGUGGUGGUACCUCGCACCUUGCCAGGUGGAGUACAUCCAGGACCCCCAGGAAAGGAAACUGCUGUACGACAAGGAAACAGGGAAGGUCGAAAUCCUCGACACCCCGACCACGACCUCCGUAGCUCGCAGCGAAGCCCCGACCGCUGAGGAGGUCGCGCAGCUCGCCAAACCGCGUCUGAAAGACCCGAAAAGCCGGCUGUCCGAGUCUGACCUGCAGCGGAACCAGGAGCGCCGGCUGCAGUGGUGCAAAAGGCUGCGGGCGGCGCUCGAGCAAGCCGGCCCUGUGUUCAUCAAAUGGGGUCAGUGGGCAUCCACCAGGUAUGACCUGUUCCCCGUGGAGCUGUGCGACGAGCUAAAUCGCUUGACGCAAAACUCCCCCGCGCACACCAUGGCAGAGACGGAGGAAAUUUUGAAACGGAAUUUUGGGAACAACGUGCUCGAGUACCUGCAGCUCGAGCCCGAGCCGGUGGCGAGUGGGAGCAUCGGGCAGGUGUACCGUGCCCAGGUCAGGGUCGGCGAGUACCGCUCAAAACAGGUGCAGGCUGGGCUAGAGAACGCCGGGUUCAAGGGCGCUGGUGGGACAGAAAGUGUAGUACUAGGCGAGACAAAGCACCAGCUAGCGACAACAACCGAAAAAACCAGUGGCGCGCCGGUGGUAGAUCGCAACUACGUGGUGAAUGUAGCGGUGAAAGUACAGCAUCCUCGGCUGGAGCGCGUGAUGGAUCUGGAUUUCGCGAUCUUGGAGAAAUUAUCGAGGUUCACGGACACGGUCUGCAACUGGUAUAGUUUUUUUCUUCGGAGACGGACGGAGGCUGGAAGAACCCGCCUUCUUUGCACUGAAAUGUUCUCGUUUCAUCUGCUUCAAUGAGUUUUCCGCAUGCGCGUUUUGCAAAAAAUACUUUCUAGGUAUUUCGAGUCCAGCUAUCGCUUGAACCGCAUGCUGAAGCAGUUUCGCGCGCACAUGGGCGACCAGCUGGACUUCGAUCUGGAAGCGGCGAAUCUCCGCCAGUUUCGCAGCAACUUCGAGGGUUGGGGAAACGUGAGUUUUCCCAAGGCGUCGGUGUCUACCCCAGAAGUGCUGAUCGAGUCCUUCGAGCCCGGUGCGUCGAUUUCGCAAUUCAUCAAGCUGAAGCAGCAGGACCGCGAUAGAGAAAAGCGACGGAAAGAGCUGCUGGAGAAGGGGGUCGACGAGAACUUCGUCGCGGACCGGUUGGCUAUCCACGGAUUGGAGGGGGAGAAAAAGGACGCCGGAAAUAAAGGUUCUUCGAGUUCAUCAAAUCCUUCUUCUAAAAAUAAAAGUUCCUCGUCAACAUCUUCUCCCGCCACCAUCUCCGCCUCGGACAGAAGCAAUUCGUCGUCUUCCGAUGUCGAGUACAGCGCGGACCAGCUGCACGGCGAGUUGGUCGAGCGGCUGGGCACGAUUGGACUCAUGGCCCUGCUCAAAAUGAUCAUCGUCGACAAUUUUAUCCACGCGGAUCUGCAUCCCGGGAACGUUUUCGUCCGGCAUUAUGAGCAGAAGGGCGGGUUUUUGACCAAGAUGCGUCAGAACCUGCAGUCCUGGAUUUUGGGGCUCGGGACGGACGUAACCCAGCUGCCGGACGUCUGCUUCUUGGACGCAGGUAUCAAAUUUUCGGUGCUCAUAAAACAAGACUUCUUGUAGUUCUUGCUGGUUUAUUUUGCAUCUAUAGCGAUAGCCACUAAAAGAGCUGCAACAUCGGAGGUUGCUAAAAGCCGACUCUUGGAAAAAUCUCCCAGGUCUGUCCGCCCACAUUGAGCCUUCGCUUGGGCAGAACGUCCGUGGCUUUUUCCAGGCGAUGCUGGAGUACGACGGGAAAAAAUUAGCGGAGGAAAUCCUCGCUCUGUCCGCGGCGAAUCUCGGCAGUCUGAACGCCAGCAACCGGGCUUCGUUCAUCGAGGAGUUGUCCGCCAAGGGCCACAUCUGGCGCCGCAUCCGACAGGAUCCCGCGUUGUACAAAACGUCGCGGUCGCGGGACAUUAUCAAGGACGUUCUGGAUUGCUGCAGGAGGCACACGCUGGAAUUGCACCCGACGAUACUGGUCGCUGUGGUACUUAAAUCAUCUUCACAGCUAUUGAUUGUUGUUUGGCGUGUGCUUUUGAAGCUUUUGCAAUAAUUAAUUCCAUCGGUUCUUAUACCAUUUCCAUCUCGCGCCGUCCUGUCGUCAGUUUAGGAGAAGCUGCAACUGGAUGAAGACAAGGAAAAUUGCAUUUACACAUUGUCAGGUAUCCACCAUCACUCUUGAAGGGUGGCAGUACGAGCUCGACCCAUCCAUCAACAUCAUGCACCACGUCGACCUCACACUGAGGCAGCACGCCACAUGGGGGAACCGCAUCGCAUUCCUCGACGGUGCGUUGCGCGACCUGCUUCGGUUCGGCACGAAAGCCACCUCCUUCCUCAUGUGAGAGUAGCGCGCAGUCGUGUUUCAACAUCUCGGCGGUAAAAAGGGACAAGAUCGCUUGCAACUUGUGUAGUUUAUUUCAUCAAAAAAUGCAGAAAGUGAGAUGUUCUUCACCACUGUACUUGCGAGACAAUUGUGUUUGAAGUUGUGAUGCUUGAGAAUACGGCUAGGAUGUGUCACGAAGCAGCCCUCUGAACUCGGCCUGCAUGCAUGUAACCAUAAUCCUGCAAGGUAAAACAAAAGUAGGCUUACAUAGCUUGCUCGUGUUAAAAACGCAUGCAAAUGCAUUUCCUGUAUUCCAUGAACGCGGAUGAUGAAAAGAAGUGCUAGAUUUUUUCGUAAGCGUCGUCUGG